Molecule: messenger RNA, 2784 nt
Organism: Myotis brandtii (Brandt's bat)
Lineage: Eukaryota; Metazoa; Chordata; Mammalia; Chiroptera; Vespertilionidae
Gene: PROSER2
Product: proline and serine rich 2
Exons: 4
Coding region: 149-1570 (473 amino acids)
Source: RefSeq, a predicted model, not a curated record
CUAAUGUUUUCAGGGUUUCUCUGAGAAGAUUUCACAGUGGUCUUAAAUGACAAGGUCCUCCUAAAGAAGUGAUCCACGACUUCAGAAUGGAACACUGGCCCUUUCCCCUCUUCUUGUGAUCAAGCCACUGGCCGACAUUUAUGUGGGGAUGCCAGUAAACCGCCAGAAAUCAGACUCUUCAGAGAUGGACUCUGAUUUGUCACCCAGCUGCAGGCUCAGUGACCUGAGCAGAGGGGGCAGCUUGGAGAGUCGAAGUAGCAGUUCUCGCUCCAGAAGUCUCACUUUGGAUGAUGAGAGCCUGAAGUACCUCACACAUGAGGAAAAGGAUGUCAUCCUGUUUUUUGAAGAGACUAUUGAUUCCCUGGAGGACGACUUUGAGGAGCAAGUCCUGUGUGACAGUGGGGUACACUGCCAGCCCCCAAAGUCUCUGGAAGGGAGCACUCCCAGCCACUUGGAACCAGAAGAUGUCAUUGACUUAGUGCAGCCAGUAUAUGCAGCUGGGGAACCUGAGCGCCUCCCGGAUGUGACUGAAGCAGCAGGGGCUGGACCUGCUGGAAAGGAAGACAUUCCUGUCCUGGAAUGCGGGGCACAGGAUGUGGAGGCUUCUCCCCCGCCAGGGUGCACCGUUCCAGAGGCCCUUCCUCGGCCACCCUCCCUGCCUGUCCCCACAGCGCCAGCCCAGCCCAGGAAAGAGCAGCUCUCUUCUUCUCCUCCUGCGGAGCACCCCAAACUGCCCCGUUCAGUUCCUACUCCGCUUGUUAUCGCCCAGAAGAUUUCUGAGAAGUUGGCAGGAAAUGAAGCACUUUCACCCACCUCCCCCUCCAAGGAGGGCAGGCCUGGGGAAUGGAGGACACUGACUUCCGUGGCCCCUCGAAAUGGAGACCACUUGUUGUGGCACAGACAUACGGCACAGCCUGCGCCCAAGAUCCACCGCUUCCCGAGCAACAUCAGUGUGACCAACAGCGCCGGGAAGGAGUUCAACAAGACCAUCUCCAAGGCCGCGGUCAACGUGCAGGAGCGGAAAGCCCGGGUCCUGGCCAACAUUAAUGGAGUCUCUUUCUUCUCCAUGGGAGAAACGGAAGAUCGGGCCCAAAAGGGUGAUCUCCCUGAGCAGAGGCGAAGCGUCUCUCCAGAGCCGGGGACGUGUGGCCAGAGCAAGCCAGGCCCCAUCCAGGAAGCUGUGUCCACGCAGGCAGGAGGGCAGACCAGCAGUCAGCAGUCCAGAGGCGUGCAGACAGAGCAGACCCCACCACUGGAGAAUGGCUUCCAGAACAUCCAUGAUGUCCUAAAGAGCGAGCCCGGUGCCUUUUUCUCUACUGGGAAAACUGUCACUUUCCGUCCGGACCCGGCUCUUACCAAUAAACUUGCACGCCAGAACGCCAGCAAGAGCUUGUAUGAGCACCGGCAGCCGGACUGCAGCCAGGAUGCUAGGAAGCGAUCAGGCUCGCUGCCCAGGGCCGUGGGGUUCAGACCCCAAGGCAUCACCGUCCAGUUUGCUGGUCGAGGCUCCACUGAGGAAGCUCGCCGGGAGGCCCUGCGGAAGCUCGGCCUGCUGAAAGAGAACUUGUGAUGGAGCAUGAGAGGGGGCUGGAGGAUGUGGAUGGCCAGGUUUGUUUGGCCUAAAAUGUCUGUGCGUCGUAAAGAGCAAUCACAACAGUCCCAACAGCUGUGCCCUGCUGCGGACUAGCGAUGACGGGUACCAGGACUCAGCAGUCCGGGCUGAGUGCCUGCCCCCUCCCAUUCCACCUUUGAGCUGGGAUUUCCUUCUGUAAACAAGGGCCAGCACUAGAGCUUCCUUUUUCUAAGAACUCAGAUAAUAACCUUGAAGAACUAUAUGUUUCUAUGAUUUCUAAUUGCCAUCUAUUUUGUAGAUUCAGGAGAAGGGGGAUUGGGUCCAAUUUGCUUUUCUUGAGUCUCUAACCUAACCUUUGAUCCCAAGCAAAUGGACAUGAAGGCCAGUUUAGAUCUCUUAUACUCAAUUCUCUAAGCUAGGGACUUCCUCUCCUUUUCUAAGAAAAUAUUAAAACCGAGUGUUAAAUUUUCAUAGUGUCUUACAAUACAUUUUUGGUUGUUUUUUUUUUGAAGUGUAUAGGGUAAUAUGUUAGCCCUAAAUAUGCUUUUGUUUCUUGAUAUAAUUUGGUUUGCCUAGUUUUUUUAUUGAAAAUUGAAAUGAAACCUUUAGAGUCUGAUGUACUAUAAGUUUGAGUUAUGGGAGUGGAAUAGAAAGGUUGAGUGUGGAAAAGGUGGUAAUUUCAAGAAAGCAAGUCUCAUCACACUGAAGGGUCUGUGUGGUUGGGGGAUAUGUGUAUGAGCGUCUAUUGUGUAUAUACAUGUAUAAAAUAUGUUUAUAGAAACAUGUUAACAUAUACAUAGAUAGGAAUUGUGUUGGCACAUACACAUUUAUCAUUACUUAUAUAUAAACUUCUUAAAACCCUAUACUCUUGAUAGACAUAGGAAUUGUUACUUCCUCACAGGGAAGUCUGUUAAGGACACAUCUCCAGGAUACUUCGGUGAACCCAAGUGCUUUUUCCUCCGCAAUGUGUGUCCUGUUCCCAAUUAAAGUAAUUUUCCGAGUAAGGUUGCAGAUAAGCAAGAUAGUUUUUAAAAACUUUUUUAAUGAAGAACAUUUUCAAAGAUUUAAUUUAUCACCUGAUUUUAACCUAGUUUUAAUUUAUGACUUAAUUUUAGUUCUGCAUGUUCCAAGGUAGCUAGUAAACAGGAGGAAACAAACGAUUCUUCAGAUCCCCUGUGUUCUGUGGGCAAGGUCUCAGGAUUAAUUUAAAA